AUGGCCACCGCGCGCACCCGCCCCUCUAUUCUAAUGAGAGCGGAAACGCGCGUCAUUUUGGACCAAUCUGUGCGCGCGCUGAGGACCAAAGGAGGAUCCAGGACUGAGACCAGAGCAGGAUCCAGGACUGAGACCAGAGCAGACCUCCAGCCACAGAGGCCGCGCAGAUGCGCUGCUAAGCCGGACAUGGAGCCCUUGUUCCCGGGUGCGUCUCAGCGGCUCUCGGUUUUGAAGAAGGACAUUCCUGGAGGUUUGGACCCGGAGCAGACGCAGCUGAAGGCGGGCUCUGAGUCCUCAGAGCUCGGCCUCAUGAAGCUCAGCUCCCCGGACAUAGAGCGGCUGCUGGUGCAGACGCAGCCGCCCUUCCUGGGCCCAAAGCCCGCGGAGGCGGAGCAGGAGUUCGCGGAGGGGUUCGUCAAAGCUCUGGAGGAUCUGCACAAACAGAACCAGCUGGAGGCCGUGCACGCGGAGCGGCUGGAGCUCAUGCACGCGGAUCUGCCCGUGUACACGACUCUCAAUGGAUACGGACACGCGCUCAGCUACACGGAGCACGCGCACUUUACCCCGCACGUGCACGCGCCUCCCAGCGCGCGCCUGAAGGACGAGCCGCAGACCGUACCUGACGCGCAGAGCUUCGGGGACAGUCCUCCUCUGUCUCCCAUCGACAUGGACAACCAGGAGCGCAUCAAGGCCGAGCGCAAGAAGCUGCGCAACCGCAUCGCGGCCUCCAAGUGCCGCAAGCGCAAACUGGAGCGCAUCUCGCGGCUCGAGGACAAAGUGAAGGCGCUAAAAACACAGAACACUGAACUGGCGUCUACGGCCAGCGUCCUGCGGGAGCAGGUGGCACAGCUCAAGCAGAAGGUCAUGAGUCACGUGAGCAGCGGCUGCCAGCUGCUGCCCAAUCAGGUGCAGGCUUAUUAG
Molecule: messenger RNA, 921 nt
Organism: Knipowitschia caucasica
Lineage: Eukaryota; Metazoa; Chordata; Actinopteri; Gobiiformes; Gobiidae
Source: the annotation of a GenBank genome assembly